Molecule: messenger RNA, 1464 nt
Organism: Microtus oregoni (creeping vole)
Lineage: Eukaryota; Metazoa; Chordata; Mammalia; Rodentia; Cricetidae
Product: endogenous retrovirus group K member 10 Gag polyprotein-like
Exons: 3
Coding region: 1-1464 (487 amino acids)
Biological process (GO): viral process
Molecular function (GO): nucleic acid binding; zinc ion binding
Source: RefSeq, a predicted model, not a curated record
AUGGCCAAGCGGAAAAAUGUGGAAUACUGGGAAACAGUAGUGGUGCCUGAGCCUUGGAAGGGUAGAGAUAAAGAUGUCCCAAUUGCGGCCAAGACCGUUGACCCAAAUGUGAAUGGAUGCAAAGUGACCAAAGCGCUCGAGGAAUUUGCGAGCCUGGAUCGGUCUGAGGAGGAGGUAGACCCUCAGGAGGAUGAAGAUCUGGAGGAAACCUCCGCUGACUAUGAGGAGGAAGGAUAUGGAUGGAGGCGGCCCCCUGCAAAUAAUGAGUCAGCAGGGGUGGGUGUGGGCCCAUUGGCGCCACGGGAACCAUGCCCGCCCCCUGUGCUUCCAUCCUAUUCACAAGGGAGAGGGGGAUGCCAUUUUAUUAAAAGAGAUACAUGGGCACGUCUAGCGUCUGCAUUUCCAGUUUUUGAAGACCUGCAGACUAAUGAGAGACAUUAUGAGCCUGUAUCUUAUAAACAGUUAAAGGAUUUAGUGGAAGCAGUUCGAACCUAUGGAGUUACAGCUAAUUAUACCAUAGCCUUGCUGCGUAGAAUCGCCACCAUGGCCAUGACUCCUACAGAUUGGUUUGAGACUGCUAAGGCUUGCCUAAGUAUGGGACAAUUUUUGGAUUUUAAAUCCAUUGUUACAGAUAAAGCUCAUGUCCAAGCUAGGGUGAAUGCCCAGAAUAAUCGUCCCCAAUGGACAGCGGAUAUGCUUUUGGGGCAAGGGCAAUGGGCUGCCGACCAGCUAGGAUAUCCUCAGGAGGUGUACCAACAGAUUAAUGAUAUCUGCUAUAGGGCAUGGAAGUCCUUGAAUAAUAAAGGAGAAGUCAAAGGCCACCUAACAAAGAUUAUUCAGGGGCCAAAUGAACCCUUCUCUGAUUUUGUGGCUAGGAUGCUUGAUAUGGCUGGAAAGAUUGUUGGGGAUGUGGAUCAGGUGAUGCCGUUGGUACAGCAGAUUGUUUUUGAACAGAGUACUAAGGAAUGUCAGGGGGCCAUUACUCCUGUUAGAGAGAAGGGAAUUGAGGCUUGGCUAAAAGCCUGCCGAGAGGUUGGAGGGCCCCUUACCAAUGCAGGCUUAGCGGCUGCUGUUUUAUCUGCUACUCAGGCCGCAAAGACAAGGAAAGGAGGAGGAUGUUUCAAGUGUGGACAACAAGGACAUUUUAGGAGACAAUGCCCGUUACUGAAAGGGCUGUCUUCUCCGGCUCAGACUCCUAAUGUGAGGCAACCUGGCAUUUGCCCAAGAUGUAAGAACGGAAAGCAUUGGGCCAAUGAAUGCCGGUCCUUUAAGGACAUCAAUGGACAGCCCAUUAUGCAGCUCGGUGGCCAGGAGUCAAAAAACGGAUUGAGGGGCCCCCGUCCCCAGGGCCCGAAAAUUUAUGGGGCACUGCAGCAGACCACCAUUCCCAACCCGACUGUAUCCGCCGAGCAACCUCAGGCUCAGCAGGGUUGGACCUCCGUGCCUCCACCGGACUGGUGUUAA